Molecule: messenger RNA, 1965 nt
Organism: Aegilops tauschii subsp. strangulata
Lineage: Eukaryota; Viridiplantae; Streptophyta; Magnoliopsida; Poales; Poaceae
Biological process (GO): regulation of defense response; regulation of jasmonic acid mediated signaling pathway; response to wounding
Cellular component (GO): nucleus
Source: RefSeq, a predicted model, not a curated record
AUGGAGAUGGACUUUCUGGGCCCACGAUCGGCGUCGCGGCAUGCGAUGCCGCUCGUGGCGCGACGCGAUGCCGAGGACGACGGCGAGCCCUGGCGUCUCGCUUCACCGGCACACUUCGCGUACCCGGACGUGCGCGCGGCGGCGGCUCAUCGCCACCACCCGACGGCGCCGUCGUACCAGCUGCACGCGCCGCCGCCGCCGCCUCUGCAUCCCCAAGCCUUCCCGUGCGCCAUUCCCGCCUCGUCCCUGCAAGGCCCGCAGGUAGUCCACCGUGCUGCGUACUCGCCCGAUCGGAGGUGCUCCGCCGCGCAGCUGACGAUAUUCUACGCAGGUUCAGUGCAUGUGUUCGACAACGUGACGAAGGAAAAGGCCGAGCAGAUCACGUUCAUGGCCGCGAAGGCAGCUCAAGCAGGCCGCAGCCCUCCCCUUCGCCGGGCGCUGCGGCAGUCGGAAUCUGCUCCGGUCCCCGACGAAAGAAAGCAGAUGCCACUGGCGAGAGCUUGCAGCGAUCCUGUGCACCCUUCGCCACAGGCAUUGUUCAUGCUGCCGCAUAGAGAUGUUCCGCUGGCCAGGAGUGCGUCCCUUGCCCGCUUCCUCGAGAGACGCAAGCGAAAGCAAAGGACAGCAAAUGCAGCAACGCCCUACUCUCGCAGGGAGAUAUCCCCUGGUAGCGUGGACACUUUCCGUAUGGUCUCGCCAGGAAGCACAACACAAUCCGGCAACACCGAACUGUCAUGGUUCUUCGGAGAUGAGAAGCUGGGAAGCCGCGACGAGGAGGCGCUGGACACGGAGCUCAAGAUGUAGCCGGUGCACAAGCCCUCGCGCCGAGCGUCGCUCAAUAAUCAAGCCCGAAUUUUGGAUCAAGUUGGGUAGACGGUUGGGCUGAUGACAAACAAAACCUUUUGGUUCGUUGGGCGGCAAGAUCUUAGCGUAGCCUUCUUCUUCUUCUUCUUUUGGUUUUGCCUUUCGGGUUCGGCGGCGAUGUUUGCUCACAGUUUCUCUUGAAACUGAAAACACCAUCAUCGCCCUUUUCGGCUUUUUUGAUUUACGGGCUUCUUCGGAUUGUUCCUCAAUCUGAUUAAGAAUCCUGUAGUUUUGGCCGGUGAGAGUUUUUUGUUUUCUUUAUUUCUUUUCUUCCGUUUGAAACGCCAGCUGAGUUGAUGUAUCUCAUAACUGUUAACACUACUGCUGACUGCAAUGAACAAUUUUUGGUGGUCGUUUUCUCAUGCCGGAAUGAAUCUGAUGGUCUUAGGUGAGCAAUAUUGGCAUCCUGGCCCUAGUGGCCUACACUGGUUUCAGUCAAUGAAAUUGGGGGCGAACCCUCUUCGUUUUGACGCGUAGAGGUUUGCCCCAGAUUUCAUGUUGUUGCAAAGCUGAUGAUCAGGUUAGUUCACUAUUUCAAGGUACCUCAUUUGAUUGCUUCUACUAAAAAGGGCCGCGCUACGCAUCGGAUGGUAGAUGAAUUGGAAACAUCAACCGCUUCCUGCACCAUUGGAUUGAGGCACAAAUAGCCGUCGGAUCUCCCCAAUAAGAUGUGUCACGAAUUGCAACAAGGUAGAUGUUGUGCAGGUCGCUCUACAACAGCUGCUUUGUUGCAGAACCAUCGAGGUGUUAUUUUUGCCCGAAACAGAAACUCCCAACAUAGAUCUUGUUGCAGAAACAUUUGCAACAGUGGUGGUGUUGCAGCAUUUUUUUUCUGUUUUUUCUUCACCUUUUUUGCAACAUAUAUGCUCUUGCGGUAAACGAUGUUGCGGGGGGCUUCUGCAAUGUUGUAGGAAUUUAUGUCAUGCGUCACCUUGCAACAUAAACAAUGUUGCAGGGGGGCUUCAGCAAUAAAGGUCUAUCGAUUUUAGACGGAGAAAACAACACGACAGGAUUUUGAUGUUUCCGGUUGCUAAACUAUGUUGUGUUGUGCUUACUUUGCUGUUGCUGAACUAUGCUGUGUUGUGCUUAUUCAUAUUCUAC